CCUUGGGCUCGCAAGAUGGCGGACACAAUGAGCAGGAGCCGCCUCCUCUCCGCAGCCUGAGCCAAGGCCGCCGGAGGGCGCAGUCGGUCAGCUCACUCGCCCGCCAUUCCCGCUUCCUCCACAUCCCGGCAGGCCUUUCCCGCCUUCCCUCUCCCUUCCCGGCGUGCAGGCGCCGCCCGCCUCCCUCUUCCCCGGCAGUGGCGGCGGCUGAGGCGACAUGAAGCUGACGGACAACGUGCUGCGGGACUUCCGCGUGGCCAAGGUCUUCCGCGAGAACUCGGACAAGAUCAACUGCUUCGACUUCAGCCCCAACGGCGAGACCGUCAUCUCCAGCAGCGACGAUGACUCCAUCGUGCUCUACGACUGCCAGGAGGGCAAACCAAAGAGAACACUAUACAGUAAAAAGUAUGGAGUGGAUCUCAUCAGAUACACACAUGCUGCCAACACUGUGGUGUACAGUUCCAAUAAAAUAGAUGAUACAAUCAGAUAUCUUUCGCUGCAUGACAAUAAAUACAUCAGAUACUUUCCAGGACACAGUAAGAGAGUUGUUGCUCUCUCCAUGUCUCCAGUGGAUGAUACCUUUAUUUCUGGGUCACUUGAUAAAACAAUCAGGCUUUGGGAUCUUCGGUCUCCAAAUUGCCAGGGUUUGAUGCAUCCUCAAGGGAAGCCUGUGUGUUCAUUUGAUCCAGAGGGCUUGAUUUUUGCAGCUGGGGUCAACUCUGAAAUGGUUAAACUUUAUGAUCUUCGCUCUUUUGACAAGGGCCCAUUUGCUACCUUUAAAAUGCAGUAUGAUCGAACCUGUGAGUGGACUGGAUUGAAGUUCAGUAAUGACGGCAAACUUGUUCUUAUAUCAACUAGUGGAGGGUUCAUCCGACUCAUUGAUGCCUUUAAAGGAGCUGUUCUUCAUACAUUUGCGGGGUACAACAACAGUAAAGCUGUCACCCUGGAGGCUUCAUUCACUCCGGACUCCCAGUUUAUAAUGAUUGGUUCAGAGGAUGGUAAGAUCCAUGUCUGGAAUGGAGAGACAGGAAUGAAAGUAGCCGUGUUGGAUGGAAAACACACAGGACCCAUCACUUGUUUGCAGUUUAAUCCCAAGUUUAUGACUUUUGCCAGCGCAUGCUCCAAUAUGGCCUUUUGGUUACCGACAAUCGAUGACUAGUUCUGCUUUCAUCCAUGCUGAGGUGCAACGUAUUUUUGAAGAUCAUAAUAGAAGUAUUGGGUUUGCAUUGCUUUGACUGAAUGUUCCCAUCCAGCAUAUCCCUAUGGUUGAGUAUGCCAAGCUCCUUGCUGCAUUUCCUCAAAAGAAACUUCAUUUGACUCUGUACUUCCUGGUCUGGGAACUUGAGUACUUUCAGUCCCUUCUGCUUGUAAUUGAGUGUUGUUGCUUCUUGUCAGUUCCUGAGACCCUGGACUUGUUUGGAAAUGAGCUUUGCAGCAUGUUCUCUCCAGUGUGAAAUCUCUACAGUAUCUAUAUAGCACACUCUUAGUAAACACUUCUUUGUGCCAUAUAUACACAGAUAACCACCCAGCUGCUGGGGGAAACCUCUUCAGCUGUCUGUCCCUGCACGUAUGCAAAGAGGGCUUUUGUUUGCACAAUGGCAUCAGUGCCGAUGAGUUUAGAGCUUCCAGAAGAUCACAUAGAAGCCUUUGCCGUGGCAGCAUCUCGGGCAUGAAGGGCACUUGGAGUGUUCUGGUGGGUAAUCCUAAGCAAUAAAGGAGUCUUUCACAUGCUCUGAAAUGAACUGAAUGGAAGUACACUCCCUGCACACCUUCCUUCUGUGUUGUUAGUUGAUUCUGUAAAUAUGGGGAAGGAGGGUGGAUAGGGCAUUGUAUCUUUUUUUUUUUUUUUUUACUGUUGGAUAUUAAAAUAAUGUUUGGACCAAUA
Molecule: messenger RNA, 1885 nt
Organism: Hemicordylus capensis (graceful crag lizard)
Lineage: Eukaryota; Metazoa; Chordata; Lepidosauria; Squamata; Cordylidae
Gene: WDR82
Product: WD repeat domain 82
Exons: 9
Coding region: 218-1159 (313 amino acids)
Cellular component (GO): Set1C/COMPASS complex
Molecular function (GO): protein binding; chromatin binding
Source: RefSeq, a predicted model, not a curated record